AUGACCCUGCCCGGGGGCCCGACGGGCAUGGCGCGGCCGGGAGGCGCGGGGCCCUGCAGCCCUGGGCUGGAGCGGGCCCCGCGCCGAAGCGUCGGGGAGCUGCGCCUGCUUUUCGAGGCGCGCUGCGCUGCGGUCGCUGCUGCCGCCGCCGCCGGGCAGCCCCGGGCUCGCGGGGCCAAGCGGCGCGGGGGACAGGUCCCCAAUGGGCUUCCGCGGGCUCCCCCUGCCCCAGUGAUCCCGCAGCUGACUGUGACUGCCGAGGAGCCGGACGUGCCCCCGGCCAGCCCCGGGCCGCCCGAGCCGGAGGGUAACUGGCUCCCGGCCGUGGGUUCGUCGCACCUGCAGCAGCCGCGCCGCCUCUCCACCUCGUCGCUCUCCUCCACUGGCUCCUCGUCGCUGCCCGAGGACUCGGAGGACGAUCUUCUGAGCGACAGCGAGAGCCGGAGCCGCGGCAACGUGCAGCUGGAAGCGGGCGAGGACGUGGGUCAGAAAAGCCACUGGCAGAAGAUCCGGACCAUGGUGAACCUGCCGGUCAUGAGCCCUUUCAAGAAGCGCUACGCCUGGGUGCAGCUGGCGGGGCACACGGGGAGUUUCAAGGCAGCGGGCACCAGCGGACUGAUCCUCAAGCGCAGCUCGGAGCCGGAGCGCUACUGCUUGGCGCGGCUCAUGGCGGAUGCGCUACGCGGCUGCGUGCCCGCCUUCCACGGCGUGGUGGAGCGCGACGGCGAGAGCUACCUGCAGUUGCAGGACUUGCUCGACGGCUUCGAUGGGCCCUGCGUACUAGACUGCAAGAUGGGCGUCAGGACUUACCUGGAAGAGGAGCUGACCAAAGCCCGCGAGCGGCCCAAGCUGCGGAAGGACAUGUACAAGAAGAUGCUGGCGGUCGACCCUGAGGCACCCACCGAGGAGGAACAUGCGCAGCGCGCGGUCACCAAGCCGCGCUACAUGCAGUGGCGAGAAGGCAUCAGCUCCAGCACCACUCUCGGCUUCCGCAUCGAGGGCAUCAAGAAAGCCGACGGCUCCUGCAGCACCGACUUCAAGACCACGCGAAGCCGGGAGCAGGUGAUCCGAGUCUUUGAGGAAUUUGUGCAAGGGGAUGCGGAAGUGCUGAGGAGGUAUCUGAACCGCCUGCAGCAGAUCCGGGACACUCUGGAAGUCUCUGAGUUCUUUAGGAGGCACGAGGUGAUCGGCAGCUCGCUCCUCUUCGUGCAUGAUCACUGCCAUCGCGCUGGCGUGUGGCUCAUCGAUUUUGGCAAGACCACGCCUCUCCCUGACGGCCAGACCCUGGACCACCGGCGGCCCUGGGAAGAGGGCAACCGAGAGGACGGCUACUUGCUGGGGCUGGACAAUCUCAUUGGCAUCCUGGCCAGCCUAGCCGAGAGAUGAGGCUGGGCCCCUGUCCCUGCUGACCUGAGGGUCUGACAGAUGGAGCUGCGCCUGCGUCCCCACCAUGCAUGCAGGCAAGAGACUGAAACGCCGCGAUGCGGGGCAGUGCAUACGGCCCUGUAGGGACAAGUGCCAACCACUGUGGGACACACUGCACGCGCAGGGCCUGGCCCCCUACAAGCCCCAGUGUUCCUAGAGCCGAUGACACUAAUUAAGCGGGGGAGGGAGGAGGAGAGUGGGGUAAGUGGCUUCUUCUUCAGCCCAGCUCUUCUGAGGGGGCUCCAUACCUCUCCAGAGAAGCCAGAUAAAGAACUUUGUUUCACAGGCACUAGAGCUAUUGGUCUGAACUCCCACACUACAAUGGACUCCCCUUCCCAAUAAAAACUCAAA
This is a messenger RNA of Dama dama (fallow deer), 1776 nucleotides long. It is a transcript of the gene ITPKA, whose product is annotated as inositol-trisphosphate 3-kinase A. Gene Ontology annotation, cellular component: nucleus; cytoplasm. The coding region runs from base 1 to 1386 and encodes 461 amino acids. Gene Ontology annotation, biological process: inositol phosphate biosynthetic process. The record is from RefSeq and is a predicted model, not a curated record. The transcript is spliced from 7 exons. Lineage: Eukaryota; Metazoa; Chordata; Mammalia; Artiodactyla; Cervidae. Gene Ontology annotation, molecular function: inositol-1,4,5-trisphosphate 3-kinase activity; inositol tetrakisphosphate kinase activity.